AAACAAUGGCGGUAUAAUCCUCGGUGGACUAUCGAAGAUGCAAUGCGCGAGCUAGAAAUCAAGGAGUCUAUCCUUCGAGAUUGGAAGCGGCGCUACUGGCAUCAGCUGGACAAGAUUGUUCCAGAUGAUUUCGUGUGGGCAAAGAUGGCAAGGCCUAAGCGAAAAAUGAAACUCGCAGAUAAGACAACAUGUGAAUGGCGCUAUAGCGUGUUUAACACGCAGUCUCAACAGAGUAGCGUUGUUGACUGCAGGAUCUAUAUUCCGCACUAUAUGGACUCGAUGUCAAGGAACAUUGUCGACCUUCAGCCCCAACCGGACGCGCGUCCACGUAUGAUCAAGGACAAGGUCGGUAAAUAG
This is a messenger RNA of Phytophthora sojae, 357 nucleotides long. RefSeq lists its product as hypothetical. The annotation marks the transcript as partial. NCBI's taxonomy places the organism in Eukaryota, Oomycota, Peronosporomycetes, Peronosporales, Peronosporaceae. The record is from RefSeq and is a predicted model, not a curated record. The transcript is spliced from 2 exons.